This is a messenger RNA of Nicrophorus vespilloides, 3581 nucleotides long. It is a transcript of the gene Task6, whose product is annotated as two pore potassium channel protein sup-9. Gene Ontology annotation, biological process: potassium ion transmembrane transport; stabilization of membrane potential. The record is from RefSeq and is a predicted model, not a curated record. Lineage: Eukaryota; Metazoa; Arthropoda; Insecta; Coleoptera; Silphidae. The transcript is spliced from 7 exons. Gene Ontology annotation, cellular component: membrane. The coding region runs from base 886 to 1971 and encodes 361 amino acids. Gene Ontology annotation, molecular function: potassium ion leak channel activity.
UCGCCGUCUCCGCCGCCGCCCCUCGAGCACUCGUCGUGACGUCACUGCGACGUCGUUAUCGAUCGAGGUACGAGGACCGCGUGCAACUCCACUCUACGUACAUUCGUACGAAGGGUGAGGAGGGAAGAAGAGAUAGAACAGAGUGCCCGAUCCGAUAUAGUCAUCGUCUCUCUCGCACUCACGCAAACGCUCACUCAUUCUCUGCCUAUUCCCUCGGUCGGUCGGUCGAACGUUCUCUCUGUCCGUGUCUCUCCCUCCUCGGUCCUUCCUACAAAUCCUUCCAGCCGAAAACAGGUCCUGCACGUAGUGCCGCAUUAACCCUUCCAUCAGAAGACAACAGGAAGCGACGAUGGUGUUGCUCUCCUCCACCGCCGCAUCCACUUCCACCUCUUCAUCAACAUCAUCAUCAUCACCGUCAUCCGACUUGCUGAAACAGUGACAAACAAGAGAGCUAGAGAGACAAAGAGAGACUUCUCUUCCCUUAUAUUUAUAACACGCACGCACACUUGCAUCAUCAUUCCAAAAGCGGAUCAUCAUUCGCAGUUCUCGUGUCCGCCACAGUGCGAAUGUGUACGCGCGUGUUAUCAUCAUCGUACGUGCAACAUCCUUUCGUGUAAUGGAAAAGUGAAACGAUCCUGCGGCAUCUCUCUUAGAGAUAGUGUGCGUGAGGGAGGCGAGGCUAGGGUGCAAAAGAGAAAUAGAGAGAGAAUAAGAGAGCUUGAGGAAGAGCGAUAGUGCGGUGAAGAGGAUCUGAGAGUCGGUGAGCCCGGUGUAAUGUGGGGGUGGGCGAGGGAGCGCGCGGGGGGCAGCUAGCGGUGGUGGCGCGCGCGCCCCCCAAACGGCCCCCCGGCCCCAAGCAGGCCCCAGCAUGACGGGCGCUAAAGAAUGAAGAAGCAAAACGUUCGCACGCUAUCACUCAUUGUGUGCACCUUCACUUAUCUGCUGAUCGGCGCCGCCGUCUUCGACGCCCUCGAGUCCAAGACGGAAAAGCAACGAAGAGAAGUUCUUCAAGAGAUCGAGUGGAUGGUAAGGAGGAAGUACGGCAUAACCGACGAGGAUUUUCGGAUAUUGGAGACGGUCGUGCUGAAGUCGGAGCCGCAUCGGGCAGGAAGACAGUGGAAAUUUGCCGGAGCGUUUUACUACGCCACGACCGUUCUCACAACCAUCGGAUACGGCCAUUCCACGCCCAGCACCGUCGCCGGAAAACUCUUCACCAUGUGCUACGCGAUGAUCGGCAUUCCCCUAGGACUCGUCAUGUUCCAAAGUAUAGGAGAACGCGUCAACAGAUUGAGCAGCGUCAUAAUUCGUUCAGUAAAGUCUUCCCUGCACUGCCGACACACGAACGCCUCCGAACUCGAUCUCAUCUGCGUGGUGACCACCCUCAGCUCGCUCACCAUCGCAGGAGGUGCUGCGGCCUUCUCCUGCUACGAGGGUUGGAGCUACUUCGACUCUGUCUACUACUGCUUCAUCACCCUCACCACCAUCGGUUUCGGAGAUAUGGUGGCUCUGCAGAAGGACAACGCUCUCAGCGAUAAGCCAGAGUACGUGAUGUUCGCGCUGAUCUUCAUCCUCUUCGGUUUGGCCAUCGUCGCCGCGUCUUUGAAUUUAUUGGUGCUGCGAUUCGUGACGAUGAACACGGAGGACGAGAGGAGAGACGAGGCUCAGGCCAUGCAGGCUUUGGCUGGAGCGGUGCGACUGGAAGGAGACGUGAUAACUGCGAACGGAUCAAUUCUGAGCGGUCAUCUAGGAGGUCAUCAUGGUACUGAAACGACGUCGAUAGACGUGAAUCCCUCCGUGUGUUCCAGCCCUUGCGGAUGCUUCUCGUCCAAAAGGCAUAGGUUUAGCGUAAGGAGAUCACCCACUCAAAUCAGGCACCUGCUGCCCGUCCUGCCGAUGCACGAGCUGCAUCUGCCGCAGGGUCCGCUCCUGCCGCCUCCGGCAAUCUACCCCAAUCACCGUGCCUCCAUAUGAUGACUGCAACAGGGGCUUUUACAGUUCAUGACUUUGUGAUAUGUUCGAGAGAAAAAAAAAACACAUGCAGGACGAUAGUUUUAGAUCUGAACAGAUUUAAAGAAAACAACAAAUUAUAUAUAUAUAUAUACCAAGAUGAGAUGAUGCGUUGUUGCAUCGCCAAAACAAGACGAGGAGAAGAAGGAUUACACACAAAAAAAAAAAGAUGGUUUUCGCACGGUGAGAAUUGCGAUUUCGCGCACAAAAGCCGCUGACGAAAGACAACAAUCGUUUCGUCCUCCUAUUGGAGGCGAUUUCGUUUACGUUCGUUUCUUCCUUUCUUUUUACAUAUAAAGACGAUCUUUGAUUUGAAUUCUUUAUGCGUUUCUCCCGAGGCGGACGCCGAUGUGAGAUAAUUGGGAUCAAAUAGUUGCCAAGAGAUAAAAAGAUUUAAAAGAACAAAAAAAAAAAAAAAACGUUUUUUCUUCUAUACAAAAAAAAAAUGAAAUAUAAAGUGACGAUAUUUUUGAUUGAUAAUUUGCCAAAUUAGGUUUUCUCUCAAAGACAAAUCGACUGACGAGGCGCUUCCUAAAACAAAAGAAAAACGAAAGGCUGAAGCCUCGCCAAACAAAACAAACACAAAAAAAAUAUAAUAAAAUAAACAAGACAAAGAAAGAAUGAAAGAUUCUUCGCGAAUUUCGACACUUCCCGAACGCGACUUGUUUUGUGUACAUAAUCAGACUGCAUUCCGUUUUUACCUUGUACAUAAGUGGUAAGUGAGAAGAAUUGAAGGAAAGGGAUUUUUUUCUCCCGAUUCACUAUAAACUUAAGUUUCUUUUUGCUGAAUAUUGCAAAGAAUUACACAUUUGAAUCGCUCGUUAAGAGAAGUCGUUAACAUUCCAAUUUUUCUUUGAGACAACUUCCAAAGUUAGCGCUUCUCCCCAAAGACAAGCGUUUCAAUUAAUUAUCUUAAGUAUAUACGAAUUGAGUGAUCCAAGCGAUUUUUUGAUAAUGUUCUUCUUAUGUGAGCGUGUACGUAGUUAAGAAUUUAUUUACAUAUAUAUAUAUUUUUUAUUUCCAUCAAUGUAAAUAAUUACAAAGAAACGCAAACAAGGCUUGACCAUUUACGUUUUUGGUGAUUCCCCCUUAGUUUUAGGAUGUGUAUGUGAUAUAAUAUGAAUCAAUUCGCCUUCAUUGUGUUUCAUUAAUUCGUUCUGUUUAAUUUUAAUUUCUUUAUAUUAUUGUAUCAAUUUGCAUGCCAUUUGUUGUACGUCGACUAAUGCUUCCUACUUGGUUUCUGUUCCGAACUGUAUACGUUCAAAUCUCUGUUCUUGCGACUAUUGUUCAUGACUGAUUUUGAUUUCGGAGUGCAUUCAAGAUAAAAAUAAUUUAAAUUAAACAAAAAAAAUACAACAGAGCAUACGAACUUUGUAAAUACUGUGAGACGGAAAGGAAAUGUAAAAAGAAUAUGAAAGGAAAAAAGGAAAAGAAACUGCUAUAUAAUUAUAUAUUAUAUAUGAGAAGGAGAAAAAAAUAACAUACUUGAAAUAUAAUCGAUUUUUAAUAACAAUUAAAUAACGAAAUGAAAAUUGUAUGCAUACUUGUGUACUGCCAAAAAACAGAAGGAAUUC